Molecule: messenger RNA, 1254 nt
Organism: Striga hermonthica
Lineage: Eukaryota; Viridiplantae; Streptophyta; Magnoliopsida; Lamiales; Orobanchaceae
Source: the annotation of a GenBank genome assembly
AUGGAGAAGAGCGAGACCACAGCGAGAACAGUGGCGUUGCCGGCAUCGGCGCCGGUGGUGAGGCAGCUGGAUUUCACGGUCAAUCUCAAGGCCGCGACAAAAGCUAAUGCCGUGUCGAGUAUGAUACUGCCGGACCACCCUCAGGCUCAGCUUCAAUCCAAAUUGCUGGCCUUAGCCCAAUCGAGGCAGGUGGCUGCACCUGUAAGGCCUCAAUUUCCUCCGACUCAGACGAUACUGCCACCUCGGAAAAUGGUAAUGCCGCCCAAAUUCCACCACCAGGAUCAGCCCCUAGUCAUGGGGCCCGCCAAGCUACCCACCCCAGCUCCUCGUUUGCCUCACCCGAAAAACAAAGCCGUCGUCCCUAAGCCUCCAUUGCAGCCAUUGCUGAAGUUUGAGUCCCCAAAAUCACGAGAAAAGGCUAAUCUUGAACAGAAUGACGGUACUCCGAAAAAGCAGAAACAAUGCAAUUGUAAGAAUUCUAGAUGCUUGAAGCUGUACUGCGAGUGCUUUGCCUCUGGGGUUUACUGUGAUGGAUGCAACUGUGUCAAAUGUCACAAUAAAAUGGAACACGAGGCUGAUAGGAAGGCAUCAAUUGAAACUAUUUUGGAGAGGAAUCCUAAUGCGUUCAGACCAAAGAUAGCUAACAGUCCACAUGGAGCCUCUGAUGGCGGUGUAGAACACCAUAAGGGAUGCCAUUGUAAGAAAUCCGGGUGUCUCAAGAGGUAUUGUGAGUGCUACCAGGCCAAUAUUCUGUGUUCAGAUAAAUGUAAAUGCAUGGACUGUAAAAACUAUGAAGGGAGUGAGGAGAGGAAAGCUCAUUUUCAUCAAUACCCUACAAAUUCGAUUGCAUUAAUGCAACAAGCUGCCAUUGCGGCCAUCGAUGGAGCUAUUGGAACUCCAAACAAGAAGAGUAGAACUCAACAAAUGGGGCAUGGGUUGGCUAGUAAUAAACAGUUGAGUAACUGGCCUACUCAAAAUCAUCAGGAAAGUUGCUCAACAUCUGAUGCCUCAAAUUCCUCAUUAUCUCAUCACAAGUCCAAACAGAUAUUUGGAAUUUCUAAACCUUCCUUCAGGUCUCCUUUGGAUGGGAUCCUCCAAUUACAAGACGUGAAGGACUUCUGCAUGCUUUUAGUUGAACUUUCAUCUGAAGCAGCUCAGAAUUUUUCGAGUAGGUUUCAUAGUAAUUGGAGAGUUUUGAGUGAGGAGGAAAGUUUUGAAUUGUCUUUUGCUUAUGGAAGGGUAAAAACAAAGUAA